This is a messenger RNA of Aethina tumida (small hive beetle), 1427 nucleotides long. Its product is annotated as UDP-glucosyltransferase 2-like. Lineage: Eukaryota; Metazoa; Arthropoda; Insecta; Coleoptera; Nitidulidae. The transcript has 4 exons. Gene Ontology annotation, molecular function: UDP-glycosyltransferase activity. The coding region runs from base 14 to 1249 and encodes 411 amino acids. The record is from RefSeq and is a predicted model, not a curated record.
CAUCCAUGAAUUCAUGUGUUCAUUGGAGGAGGAAAUUGUAGGUUCUAAGAAAAUUCAAGAAUUUUUGAAAGAGGAAAAACAAUUUGACUUGGUUAUAGUUGAGUUGUUAAACCUUGUAGGCCUUAGUUUUGGCCAUAAAUAUAAUGCUCCCGUUGUUGGGGUAACUUCAUUCUUUGGUUUAUUAAAUACCCAUGAGGUUAUGGGCAAUCCACGACAUCCUGCCUUUAUGCCUGACGUUUUACUUGGAUUUGGAGAACGGAUGAAUUUCCUUGAACGAAUUCAAAUUACAGCUUUUAACAUUUGGUAUAGAUAUUUGCAUCACUGGGUUAUUGUUCCUGGGUGGGAUAAAAUUGCUAGAAAAUACUUUGGAAAUGAUCUUCCUUAUGUUGGUGAUAUGGAAAAAAAUAUAUCGUUGGUACUAAUAAACACAAAUGCAGUACUAGAUUAUGUUAAACCGACAGUUCCUGGUGUAAUAGAAAUUGGUCAAAUGCAUAUCAGACCCAAAAAGCCUCUACCAAAGGACUUGAAGGAUUACUUGGACAAUUCCAAAAACGGAGUGGUUUACUUCAGUUUGGGAUCAAAUGUGAUAAGCUCAAAUAUGGCUCCAGAAUUUCUCAACGCUGUCAAAGACGCCAUGUCUGAAUUACCUUAUGACUUUGUGUGGAAAUGGGAAGCUGAUGACUUCCCAAACAAACCAAAAAAUGUUCUAGCACAAAAGUGGUUACCACAACAAGAUCUCCUAGGUCACCCCAAAAUAAAAGCUUUUGUAACUCAAGGAGGCUUGCAAUCCAUGGAAGAAGCUAUAACUAACGCUGUCCCAAUGGUAGUUAUUCCAUUUGGUGGUGAUCAGCAGUACAAUGCCAAACGAAUGGUCCAUAUGAAAAUUGCUAAAGAAUUAAAUUUCCAAUCGCUCAUUAAGAAAGAUUUCAAGCAAGCUCUAACUGAAAUAGUUGAAAAUGAAAUGUACAAGAGGAAUGUUGUGAAGUACAGUAAACUUCUUGUGGACCAACCAAUGACAGGCCUAGAAAAAGCCAUGUGGUGGAUUGAGUUCACUUUAAGGCACAAAGGAGAUUUUAAUUUAAAAGGAUAUGGAGCUGAUGUCCCGUACUACCAAUAUCUGUUCCUUGAUAUGAUUGGUUUAUUUUUAGUUAUAAUUUUAGUGACAAUUUUAUUAGUAAAACAAAUUGUUAAAACAAUUAAUCGAGUAUUAAAUGGUCAUAAAUUAACAAAAAAAAUAAAACGUAACUAAGUAUUUAAAUUUAUUAUUUGAAUACUUAUCAAUAGUACAACGAAUAUACCAUGUUAAAAAUGUAAAAAUAUUUGUUUGCCAUAAGAAUGAAUAAAAGUGAACAACAUUGAAUGCGAAUAACCAUUGUAUGUGAAAAAUCUCUCUUUUCUUUAUAAUUUAUCGGAAUCAUUAUAGUAAA